Suillus bovinus is the source of this 1222-nucleotide messenger RNA. RefSeq lists its product as uncharacterized. The record is from RefSeq and is a predicted model, not a curated record. The transcript has 6 exons. NCBI's taxonomy places the organism in Eukaryota, Fungi, Basidiomycota, Agaricomycetes, Boletales, Suillaceae. Bases 159 to 947 code for a protein of 262 amino acids. Gene Ontology annotation, biological process: nucleosome assembly. Gene Ontology annotation, molecular function: structural constituent of chromatin; DNA binding. Gene Ontology annotation, cellular component: nucleosome.
CCGCACGUGACUGAACGCGUUUUGGGUAUAAAUGUGGAUAACUUGACUUGAUUGCCUACUCCAUCUUUUGUCCCCUCCACGCUCAAAUUCUAAAUUCUGCGAAUCUCACACUUUAUCGCACAUCUCUUUUACUUAGACGACUACACUCAACAGUAACAAUGUCUUCCAACACUUCAGCUUCUCCACCCCCUAUUGAGACUCUACCGGCUUCUUCGUCCAAAACCAAGAAGACAGCGGCAAAGAAACCUGCAUCGAAGAAGGCUCCCGCAAAAGCUGCUCCAAAGGUUGCUUCCCAUCCUUCAUGGAAGGAUAUCAUCAAGGCCUCCAUCACUGCUCACAAGGAGGACGCCCGCAGUGGUGUGUCGAGAGCAACUAUUAAGAAGUUUGCCGAGGAAUCCUACCAUAUUGAGGUAUCUGGUACAAACUUGUACCAGCUCAACCGCGCUAUCACAUCUGGUGUCACAGCGGGCAUUUUUGCCUUGCCAAAGGGUCCUUCUGGCAAAGUCAAACUCGCACCGAAAAAGAAGGCAUCUGAUGAUGAGAAUUCAAAGCCCGUAUCUGUGAAGAAGGUAGCCGUGAAGCCUGCCUCGAAGAAGGCCCCUGCUCCAGUCAAGAAGGCUGAUGCUCCGGCCAAGAAGACUGCCACGAAGAAGCCGACCACCGCAUCCAAGGCAAAGAAGCCUGCCUCACAGAAGACCACCCCAGCUGCCACCAAGAAAGCUGCCACCGCAGCAGCACCAAAGAAGACCGUUCCAAAGAAAGCUACCGCCGGUGCUCCUACCAAGAAGCCUGCAGUGAAAUCAGCAGCACCUGCUAAAAAGGCAUCUACCGCGAAGAUGGUAGAGAAGAAGAAGGUUGCAGCCAAGGCUGCAGCUACCAAGGCCGCCAAGAAGCCUACCCCCAAAGCAAAGUCAUCUUCAUCACGAGCCAGAAAGGUUUCUGCUUAAUGAUAUCCUGUACCACAUCGCUGAGACACGAUUUCUUUUCUAUCUGGUGUGACAUUAGGUGCCCCUGUAUUUUUGAUACCUACUUUAUUCGUGUACUAGUAUUGCAUAUCAUUUCAUUGAGACUAGGAGCAAACUCACUUGAGUUACAAUGUCCUCGCUAUCCGGACUGAAGGUCACUGGUGAUAGUCAGAUGAUAGUAGGGCUUACAAUCUAGUCUCUGGAUGUGGUCUGUAACCUUAGAUGAUAGACAAUCAAAACUGGACAUUGUGCAUCAA